UAAUUUUUGAAUUGGCCAAUAAAAUUAUUAAUAUCUUCAGGUGAUGAUGGCAUCAAAAAUUAAUGAAUCGCAACUAAAAAUUUGCCUACUAGUGGAGCAUGGAACUGAUGAGAUGCCUCAUUCGCUGUAUACGAUUGACCUACCAAGUGAUCUGGAGCGGCAAAGGGAGGUCGAUUCUGAGGGGUUUCAAGUGUUGUCACCCUUGGUAGUCUUCCCUCAGCGUAAGUUUCUGUACCGCACUGAAUUCGUUAACCUCGGAUCGAAAGUAUACAUCUUUGGAGGUGUUAGAUCUGAUAAGCUUGACGAAGACCUAUAUAGAGCUGUACAUGUCCUUGACAUGAACGAUCCUAAGCAUGGGCUGCGCCGAGUUGCUUCCCUGAAUGCCUCCAAGGAAUGUCUUUGUGCGUUUGUGGCUGAUGGUAUGGUUUACACGCUUGGGAAAGCCGAGAGAAAAGAAGCAUCCGGCAAGUCAGGUUGUUUCGAGCGUUAUAUUCCUCGUAUUGACAGGUGGGAAGUCCUUCCUGACCCCCCACUUCCGUGGGUUAAGCUUUUUACAGCUGAUUGGACUGGUCGUGUCACGGUUGUGGGUCGUGAGGUCUUCAUAGGGAGUUAUGGCAGUUAUGCCAUUUUUAACUUGGAUACGUUAGAGUGGGCUGAACCGCCAUCUGCAACUCUGGCUGAAUGUUUCCCUUAUGGUGCGCUUUAUGUCGAUGGCUUCCUCUACCACCUAAGGGGAGGAGAACUUUGGAGGAGACCAGGUGCAGUUUGGGAUCCUCACGAUGUUCCUGAGGCUCUACAGAUUGUUAGGAGAGGCCCCUUUCCCAAACAUGAUGGUUUUGGUAGUAGCAGCAAGGAUAUUCUCAAGAGCGCCUCUUUAUAACCUGGGAAAGCGCAGGUCAUGUCUACAGCUGCCGAAUUAGCCGGCGAAGACAAUACCUUCUUCACACAUAGAAAUUUUGAUCCUUGGCGACUUCUCCUCCACUUGGGGGGCCCUUACUUCUGCUAUCUUGUCACUGCCCAAAAUAUAAACUUGAAAUGCCAAACGGUUGAUUACUACACUCGUUUUGUAGGGAUCAUGAUCUUUAAGAAGCCCCAAGGGGAAAAUAUCAAUAUUAGUGAAAGCUGUCUUGUAUCCUCGUUGAUCUAUAGAAUCCAGACCCCGUUCCGUAACUUUGCAUAUCGCAUCCGCUCCUGCGUUCUUGGUGAUGUCCCGGAAUCCUGGAAUAGAGUGGUGCCAAACAAAAAGCAGGAAAGCAGCAGGAGGACUAAAAAGAAUGAGCUCUUUCAUAUGGCUGCGACCCAGCAGGGUAAUGGGU
This is a messenger RNA of Chenopodium quinoa (quinoa), 1316 nucleotides long. RefSeq lists its product as uncharacterized. The transcript is spliced from 2 exons. The record is from RefSeq and is a predicted model, not a curated record. NCBI's taxonomy places the organism in Eukaryota, Viridiplantae, Streptophyta, Magnoliopsida, Caryophyllales, Amaranthaceae. The coding region runs from base 44 to 880 and encodes 278 amino acids. Gene Ontology annotation, molecular function: protein binding.